AGUAACGUAUAAAAAAAUUGAGAUAGACUCGUUUCGUUAAAAGGAAAUUUCGCGACAAUUAUUUUAAGCAAUACCAAAUUCAAUAUAAAAAUAGCGUUUGUCUAUAAUUAUUUAUACGCUUAUGUAUAAUCAGGCCAUUAAUAAAUAUUACCGUUAAUGACAGAAGCAAUUAUUACAGGAAUAUUGAAAAGAAUGUUGAAAAUAAGAAUACAGACUCUCAAGAUAUCGGAGUUGUUCCCGAAUCGACCGAUCGUGCGAACUUCAAUGACGAUAAAAUGUUAGAAGAUCCUCUCGAGACCGUGGAAAAAUCUAUUGCUCAAAGCAUUGUCGAUAAUAACACUUUUGGGCAGGAAAAAAGUUUCGACGAUUCUGAAAAUGUUUCAAAAAAUUCUCGGUACUACGAAGAGAUUAAGGAGCCAUUUUCGUUCCGCGAGGAAAUUAACGAAAAUAAUUUACGAGACGAGUCUUAUUACGGCACCCAGCCGACGUUCGAUGCGAGCGAAAUUAUGAAUUCUUCUGCUAUGAAUAAUCAAAAUCUAUCAAACGUCGAUUUAUCACAGAGCUCGGCAACGUCGAAAAACGAAGGGGACAUCAAAAUCUCGCUAAUUGGCAGGAUUCAGGUGCGCGGCAUUUUCAAUGAGACGCCCAUGCUAAUAAGCAUUGAUGCCAUUCCCGACGGGUCUUCUGCAACGCAGACUUCGAUUUCCACAGGAUUGUCGAACACUGUUAAGGCGAUAGAGGCUACCGCCAUUAAUCAGCCUCUGAAUGAUUCAAACGUGGUAUCUACCUUUGAUCUUUUAUCCAUAAGCGAACGCGCAAAUGACGAGGCAAGCGAUUCAUUAAACACGAUAUCAAACGAGAGCUGGGAAGUCGGAAACAUGGACGAAGUUACAAUGAAGUCCCGCGACGAGUUCAUCGAUCCGUUGCGAGGAAGCGGGAAGGAGGGAAUAGCGGCGAAAAAAAAUCCCUCCCAAAUUAAAAAGCGAUUGGAUCGGAAUAAUGCGAAAUCGAAAUCGGCCAAACAGGUUUUUCCAACGGAUCAUUCGGGCGAACCGGAUGAGGAGAGGGACGCAACGAGCAUCGGAAGGGUGAUUUCUGCGCGAAGCGGCGGGACCGUCGGCGAACCGGAUUCUCGCUCAUCCGCGAGUUCGGUGCAUUUUCCGGAUAUUUUGGGAUCCGUUUUGAUCAACAACGACAGUCUGAAGGAACCCCGAUGUCGAACCGACGUUCCCACGAUCGAAACGAAUCGAUCCAAUUCGAUCGAGAUUAACCCGCCAAAUGCUACGCUUCAUAUCGUACCGUUGGUGCACAUCAGUAUCGAGAAGCCAAGAGACAAUCUUGCGAACGGUGGAAGUAUCGGAACGACGUGUUGCCCUCGCGAGGAUCCACGGAAUGCCACUUUCGGCGGUUGUUACGGAAUGCCCGCGACCGUUCGGAAACUCGAAAUUACUACGGCGACUUCGCGCGAGUUGCAAACUUCGAGCGAUUAUCGGGACGGCGAUUCCGCUGCAACUUUUCUCAGAUUCUACGAAACGACUGUAAACGACCGGAAUGCGGUGACCAUGAGCUCCUCCUCGCCGUCAACGCGACUGCAGAACGGCGGCGACGCUCUCGAAGCCGCAGGAGCCGAGUGCACGACGAACGAGACGCGUUCCACCGCGACACCUGAUAAAUGCAACGACGAGUCGGUGAAUGCAAUUCGUAUGAGAAACACGAUGGCCAUCGUGAGAUUUCUGACGAAGCUGCUGCGAAUCGUGGCGGAGGACGAGGAGCCGCCUUGUCCGGAAGCUCGGAUCGGCGACACGGUGAUUCACGUGAAGAACGUAAUUAUUAAUGCGUCGAGUCACGUGGGACGGCACAAGAGCGCUACUGACAGGACGGUAAUAAAAUCAGGAGGAACGAGGCAGGACGAACUUACGACCGCUGAGUGGCGAUCGGCAAUCACGGAAAGGACGCGCGAGAAAUCGUCGUCGCCUUUGAGCGACGGUACUUUUGAGUCCUUCGCUGAAACGUCCACCUUGCCAACCUUUUCCGAUGAAGUGUCCAAGGACGAAGGGCUAUCCACCGCGCUCUUUGAUACGUCCACGGGAGAGGAAGUAUACGCCUCCACUUCAUCGAGCACGGCUCCUUCCGCGACGCCCAAGUCCUUUCUAUUUUACGAGCCCGCACGAAAGUCGCUUCGCAAAGGCGCCUCUCGGAAAAAUACCGGAGUCGAGCUAACGGGUGUAAAACAAAAUUCGAGCGUUCCCUUUAAAGGUUCAAAGGACAUGCCGGGUGAAAAGGAAUCUCAAUUGGACGGCGGCCAAACGAACCGUUCGUCUUCACGGGUGCAGGAUCGCGGCUCCGUCGAUCGACGUCAAUUCGGUAAACAAGGAAUUGCUCCCACGACAAAUGCCGUGGAUAAAAUCGAAUCUUUCCAGGAGAAAUAUUUGGCAAGGAGUAGAAACGUCGGGUCGGAAUCGACGAGCGUCGCUAAUGGUAUCGUCAAGCCGACACUUCCGCGCGAUAUCGAUAUCUCGCGAGAUGCUUCAUUAGAAAGAAUCGGUGCCACGAGAGAAAACAAGCGCGAGCGCGCAAAGUCGAAGAGGGCCGGGAAGGCGGUGGUGGUAUCAGAUCGGCGCGCCGAAACGAGAACGAAAUUGCUUAACCGUUCCACGAGAGGAGGUCCUCCGGGAGAUUGGAUCGGGGAACACUGGGCGGUCACGCGGCGACUGCCGAUCGAUAAGAAACUGCGGGAAUCGCGCAAAGUACCGGGUGGAACUGCAACGCCGGGAAAAGUCGUAUUUCGGCGCGUCCGCGGCAAGAUUAACCGCCCUCCUGACCCAAAUCUCGUUAGCGGUGGAAGUGAUUCGUUUAAGAUCGAAGGGAACGUCGCCGGAAAUGGCCCUCUGGCAAAACUUUCGACCGAUGAUGCUUUAUCCGCCGCCGUCGGCGGAGGUUUGAGUUCCUUUGAAAGAAAAGAUAUCUCGGAGAACGCAAUUCGAUAUUCGUCAACUUCUUCGUUAAUGAGCGAUAACGUUGGCACUUCUAACAUCGACAAAGGAAUCGCGAACGAACAUAAAAGCAUUCCGAACAAGAAGCGAGAUGUCAGCGAGAGUCGCGAUUUCUGGAGAGGUAUUCGCGUACCAAGGAAAGAACAGAAAGCCACGAGCCCGACGAGGAGGAAGACAAAGCGGCGGAGGAAAAAGAAGAGGAAGAAAGGCAGUCAGCGGACGAAAGAUAUUUCGGAGACUGAAAACCAGCGGCGUUUCAAGAGACACUUAUUAAUGGCGUCUUUCGAACCGGAGUAUGACGCCGAUGACGCUGCAGCAAGAUUUUCGAGACGCCGCGUCGCCGCGGGGAGAAGAAACGCCGAGAACAUUCGGAUGCGCGCGGGAAACAACGCGGCGAAGAGACGACGACGACGACGACGGCGCGAACGCGACGGAAGUCGAACGGUCGAUGGAUCGGAAGAAGCCGAUCCCGGCAGCACGGCGCAAAUCCGCGGUGGUCAAGACUGCACGGAUCGUCGACACCCGCCGAAUAUCGAUGCACCAAAAUAUCUCGAGUCCGCGCAUUGUUUGCGCUUUAGUGAUUUAUGGUAAGUCACCUAUGGGGAUUUGAGGGGGAUCGCGGGCCGUGAUUCAUGUCGAAUGUAACGCUUGUUUCAUUGAGAAAGGGGAUGCGAAG
Messenger RNA from Solenopsis invicta (red fire ant), 3669 nucleotides. RefSeq lists its product as uncharacterized. The record is from RefSeq and is a predicted model, not a curated record. Lineage: Eukaryota; Metazoa; Arthropoda; Insecta; Hymenoptera; Formicidae. The transcript is spliced from 2 exons. The coding region runs from base 276 to 3584 and encodes 1102 amino acids.